UGUGGAGUGUAGACACUCUGUGUGGAGUGUAGACACUCUGUGUGGAGUGUAGACACUCUGUGUGGAGUGUAGACACGCUGUGUGGAGUGUAGACACGCUGUGUGGAGUGUAGACACGCUGUGUGGGCGUGCUGUGGGCGUGGGGGCAGAUGCAAGGAGCCACUUCUAGUGUGGUGGUUGUGGGCGUGGCCCUCCUGGCCAGCCUGGCGCUGGGUGGGGCUCAUCUCCUCCCAGAGAAACACACACAGGAUGGUGAGGAAGCAAGGGAGCCUCGGGGAGGCCUCUUCUACAAGCUUCAAGCCUCGACUGAUGUAGUGAAGGCCACCUACUGGACGACGGUGUACGUCCCCCACACCUGCACUGCCACCCACCCCCCAAACCUCCCACACUGCCCCUUGGGCUCCUACAAUCAACCCCAUCAACGCUCAGACGCACUAGAGAUUGAGGGAGGUGAUUCUCUCACUGUGACACCCAGCUUGAAAGAGCCAGCCGACGGGAAGAUGUCCCCUAAUCUCGAAUCCUCUCUGGAAGAUGGUCAGAUUACCGACCAUCCUGGAGCCCAAGAUGACGUAAGGAGCCAAGGUAGCGCCGAGCAGGAGUCAGGCCGCGCUCUCUUGACUGUCAAUCAUCACAAGACCAAAACAUGGGUGGUGACCUCCACCACCACACAGGCUGACCUCCGCUACACCGUCACCGCCCUCUACACCCACUGUGUCCCCAACGAUGCCCCCAGCGCCCCAGAGUGUGCCAUAACCCCACGAAGAAGUAACGAUUGCAGUUGUCCCCCAGGUCCCCCUGGUCCCCCAGGCCCGCCCGGUAUACCAGGGAACCCUGGACCACCGGGGAGCCCGGGUACUCAAGGGCCCCCUGGAGAAAAUGGUCACCGGGGCCCAAGGGGCCCUGAAGGACCUCAGGGUCAAGCAGGCCCGCCAGGUCCUGCAGGUAACACUGGCAACCAAGGGCCACAAGGGCCACAAGGCCCAGCAGGUAAUCCAGGGCCGGUAGGGUACCCUGGGACCCCCGGCCCCCAGGGGCCCCCUGGUACACCAGGGGCGCCAGGAUACCCUGGAGCACCUGGUGACUGUGACUGUGAUAGUAGUGGGUGUUCCGGAGGGGAUCAGCAAAAAGUAUUAUCCAUAUCCAAGUUUAAGAGCAACGUGAAGCCUGUGAGAGGAAAAAAUAGACACAUUGGCUGCAUUACAGAGAUAGUCCGGAAGAUAGUUCGACAAGUCCUCAGGAAUGAAAGUCUUAACAUUAAUUGA
Messenger RNA from Procambarus clarkii (red swamp crayfish), 1261 nucleotides. Lineage: Eukaryota; Metazoa; Arthropoda; Malacostraca; Decapoda; Cambaridae. The record is from RefSeq and is a predicted model, not a curated record.